ACGGAUUUCACGCGCACCAGCGAGCCCCACCACCAGCGAGCCGUGCGGCAUUUCUGGGGCGCGCUGCAGGACGGCGGGGCUCUCUACAAAGGCUCGUACCAAGGCUGGUACUGCACUGCCGAGGAGAGCUUCCUGCCCGAGAGCCAGCUCGCCGAACGCAGGGAUGCCCAGGGACGCCUGUGCAAGGUGUCUCUGGAGACCGGCCACCAGGUGCACUGGACCAAAGAGGAGAACUACAUGUUCAGGCUCUCUUCGUUCCGGGAUCCGCUGUGGAAGUGGCUCCGGGACAACCCCCAGGCCGUUUCCCCUGCCCCUUUCUACCAGCUCGUGCUCCGCUGGCUGGAAGAGGACUUGCCGGACUUGUCCGUCUCGCGUGAGCGAAGCCGGCUGCAGUGGGGUAUCCCUGUUCCCAGUGACCCCACACAAACCAUUUACGUUUGGGUGGAUGCCCUGGUGAACUACCUGAGCGCGGUGGGCUACCCUGAGGCGCACGGGGAGUGGUGGCCCGCUGCACACCACGUUGUGGGCAAGGACAUCCUCAAGUUUCACGCUGUCUACUGGCCAGCGCUGCUGAUGGCAGCGGGACUGGCCCCCCCCGAGCGGAUCCUGGUGCAUUCCCACUGGACCGUCCGCGGGCAGAAGAUGUCCAAAAGCCUGGGCAACGUGGUCGAGCCCUCGGCCUGCAUUGGGCGGUACACGUUGGAUGGGUUUCGGUACUUCCGGCUGAGGCCGGGGCGGGACUGCAACUACUACGACGAGAAGGUUGUUAAGGUAGUGAAUUCAGAACUGGUGGAUGCGCUCGGGGGGCUUCUGAACCGAUCAACAGCCCUCAGCAUUAACCCCAGCAACACCUAUGCUUGCUUCUCCGAGUCUUGCUUUCCAAGGAUCUUGGAUGACAGGGAGACAAAAGCUGUGGGUAGGGCUUGUGCUGAGGACUAUGAGUUUGUGGCGUCUGUGGCUUCUCUGCCUCUGCAGGUGGCUGGUUAUUUUGAAGGUUUCCAGAUCUACAAGGCUUUAGAAUGCAUUGCCCUGUGCGUGAGGCAGACCAACAGCUUCUUCCAGAGACACAGGCCUUGGAAACUCAACCGAAAAGACCCCGCAGAGCAGCUCUGGCUUGACACCAUCAUCCAUGUCACGCUGGAAUGCCUGCGGGUCUACGGGACUCUGCUGCAGCCCGUGAUCCCACACACUGCAGACAAGCUGCUUUCCAGGCUGGCUGUCGAGCCAGAAGAGAGAGCUCUCUCAAAUUUGACAUUUCUGCCACGCUACAACGGGAGGCCGUGUCCCUUUGAAGGGAGACAGCUUGGACCCGACACCGGCAUCUUAUUCCACAGACUAGAGAAGUCAAGACAGAAUGGGAUAGAAACCAAGGAGCUUUAAUCCCUGACAAACAGCUUUGUAAAUAAAAGCCUCCGGG
Pterocles gutturalis (yellow-throated sandgrouse) is the source of this 1417-nucleotide messenger RNA. It is a transcript of the gene MARS2, whose product is annotated as methionyl-tRNA synthetase 2, mitochondrial. Gene Ontology annotation, molecular function: methionine-tRNA ligase activity; ATP binding. The record is from RefSeq and is a predicted model, not a curated record. Lineage: Eukaryota; Metazoa; Chordata; Aves; Pterocliformes; Pteroclidae. Gene Ontology annotation, biological process: methionyl-tRNA aminoacylation.